AUUAUAAAUAAAUCUAAUUAAUAAACAUUCUAUAUUUUAAUUAAAUUAAAAUUUCAAUAAUCUAAGGGUAUAAUCGUAUUAACAUUAAUUAAAAUUUUAAUAGGACAAAAAACUUAGACAAAAUCUUAUGAUGACAAAUCAAAGUUCAAAGUGUCCUAUAUUUCCAAUUUUCCCUAAUUUUAAGGACCACUGGUUUUCCCUGCAAAUGGAUUUGAACAGAAAGGUCUCAAGACAGAUAGAUCAUCACCAAAUGAAUAAACUUAGGUCCCAAGAACGUCUUACCUUGAUGUUUUCUUCAGUUAGUUCAGCGGCGUCACUAGGAGGAAAAUCAUUGACAUUGUUUGAGAAAAAAACUUUCACGGUUUUAGGACUUGAAAAGUUCCUAUAAUCAAGCAAAAGUUUAAUCACAACGACAAAGUUAACAACAACAAGGCAGGACUAAAAUCAAUCACAGUAACCUAAUAUUCUUCAUUCAAUAUUUACAAAUCAUAUACCUUCUUCCUCUUCAGGGCCUUUGAUAGCAAAGGAAUGUAGUUUGAUAACUUGGUUGAAAGGAAUAUAGAUUAGGAGUUGCUCAUCAGCAUCGCCCUCUAAGUUAAACCUAAACAAGUAAAUCAAUCAAUCUCAGCUCACUCACCAAACGAUCAAGAAUCAAACAAUUCGAAAACUAUAGAUAAAAAUAACAAAACUGGUAUAGAGACAGAGAACUAGUUAAACUACCUGCCUGCUUGAGAGCGUUGGGUAAAGAGUGUAGUUGAGCUUUGGUUAAGGCAUCGAACACCAGACCAGUCAAAUGAAAUCUAACAGAUCAACCUGACACAACCAAUCAAAACAAAUUCAUAGAUCAAUUACAUCAGAAGAACCUAAGAUUCGAAAAUCUCAAUAGACAGAACCCUAAAUAUUCUACCCAUACAAAAAGAAAAUUGACAAUUAUUUCACCUGUCCCUUAGGAAAUUGGCUGGCAGAUUAUCAAGGCUCCCUCUAACUUCACUCACAGAAAUGUCGGAAAGACACUUGUUUCCAGAACUCAGGAUUCGUAGCAAGAUGAGGGAGAUCAUGAUCAAGGAAGCUUCGUCUUGUGACCUCAAGGAGCUUGUUGCCAAGUUUAUUCCCGAAUCUAUUGGCAAGGAUAUUGAGAAAGCCAAUUCAGGGCAUCUACCCUCUUCAGAAUGUUUUCAUCCGUUAAGUCAAGAUCCCAAGUUCGACCUUGGAAAAAAGCUUAAGGAGGCUCUUCACGGAGACUACACAGCAGUGGAUGUUGGUGUGAAGGUUGACAGGCCGGCCGUCGAGGAACCUACUGAGAUUAUUGGAGCCUAAGAUAUAUAUGUUUUUGAAGAAAUGUGAUGAGACAUUAUUUUUUCAUCUAAAACUUUUACCAUCCUUAAUGUUCUUUUCCCACUCGUUUGCUUCCUCGGCUUCUUUUUUUUUUUUAAUCAUAAACUUGGGAGUUUUGGACAAUUGAGUGUUAGAUAACUGCUAAUAUAAAAAUUUGUCCCAAACUUGACGCAUCAUCAUCAGUCAAUAAUGGUCAUGUCAUUUUAAUACCAUAUAAUAUAUUCGACUCGUAUGUACAAUGUUGUUUUCAAUAGUAUUACAAGUUUACAACAUAUCCUAUUGCAAAUAUCAAAACUUAGUAAAUAACAGGUAAACCAGGAAAUUUGUUCAAACCGGAAGCUGAUGCUAUGGUAUUUGUCAUGGCAUUAUUAUAACAGAACUAGACAGAGAGGCAAACAAGUACGAAGGGUUCGACGUUUAUGAGAGUCAAAUUUACAAAGGCCUCAAGAGUGGGUAAUCUUCAAGUAGCUCCCUUUCUGACAAAGUGUCCUUCUCAUUCUGCGGUGUCCACAGUACUU
This is a messenger RNA of Brassica napus (rape), 1853 nucleotides long. RefSeq names its product 40S ribosomal protein S3a-like. Gene Ontology annotation, cellular component: ribosome; cytosol. Gene Ontology annotation, molecular function: structural constituent of ribosome. The coding region runs from base 1000 to 1317 and encodes 105 amino acids. The record is from RefSeq and is a predicted model, not a curated record. NCBI's taxonomy places the organism in Eukaryota, Viridiplantae, Streptophyta, Magnoliopsida, Brassicales, Brassicaceae. The transcript has 3 exons. Gene Ontology annotation, biological process: translation.